AUGGAUUCUCCAUUUAAAACUCCAUCAAAGUCGACCGCAUCUCAAAUGUUACCAUCCAGUUGUUCAUCUUCACCAUUUACGCCAAAAAGAAGUAAAAUUAAGAGGAUAAGUGAAGAACAUGAUUCUGUUUCCCGGAUUUUAGCAUUUGAUGAAUCCAAUAGCCGCUCACCUACUAGAAGGAAACUAGAUUUUUUAUCAUUUAGUCAGCAACCAUUACUAAUUAGUGAAAAUGAACAUAUUCAAACUAGCCAGACAACACCUGUCAAAAUAGAACAAUCAAAUUUUGAAAAAAGUAAAAUUUUAUUAUCUCCAAGUAUUAAGGUUCAUCCUAAACGAUUUAAUAUUUCUGAACAAGAUAAAAAUGUUAUCAAUUCAUCUCAAAAUAAAAAAUGUAGUUCAAAUAACUCUACUCCAUCCAAAAAAUUAAAACUGUUAAAUGCGAGUGCAGGUUGUAAAAAAAUAACUUCUUUUUUCAAACCUAUAAAUGAUGUUGGUAAUAAUUUUUUGCUAGCUAACCACAAAUCCGAUGAGGAAAAUAUGAAUCCUACAGUUGAAAACUGUAUUAAAUCUGAGUUUGUUGCUAACAAUACAGACAGCUAUAAAAAUAUAAUACAUGAAAAAAUUCUUCCAUCAAAAACAAUUGAACAAGGUUUAAAUCAUAAAAAUGACAAACUAAAGAAAAGUGUUAUCGAGAGACAAGUUACCACAAAUCAAAAUGAUAAUAUUAAUAACAUUGAAGUUCAAUCACAAAAAUUAAAUAGUGUUAGCUUAAUCCUUUCAAACAGGCAAAAAUCAAGUCCAAAGAGAAAAGCUGUUAAAAGUCCACGUUCAAAUAAAACAAUAGUUAAAGAGUUAAAUAUUGCAGGACAAGUUACUCCAAGUAAAAAUGGAAGCAUAAAUAAUACUCCUUUGACGAGUCCAAGAAUUAUGGAAUACUUAGAUAAUAAAGUUGAUAUUUCUGGUGGUGAUACAUAUAGCAGAUUCAUUAAGUUAAUUGUUCUCAAAGCUGAAAUCUUCUGUUUUGGCAAAGAAGAUAUAAUGAAAAAAAUUGAGGGUGCAACUAAUGAUGAACUUAAGAUUUAUGGAAGAUUGAUAUCUCGGAAACAUGGAUGGAUUCGUGCAAAUGCGCCUGAUGGACUUCUAAAGUAUAGAGAAUCAAAUCUAUGUGAUAAUUUUGAUAGUGUUUUAGAAUCAUUAGCAACCAAACAAUUAAUAAAUACAGAUGUUACUUCUUGUGAUCUUGACGUUCUAUUAAAUAUUCUAAAAUCCCAAGAACUUAAAGAUUUACAAAAGUUAUUCAAUAUUAAAUUAAGUUCCAGCAAUAGUCAGACUAAACCUGAAAUGAUAAAAUCGUUUAUCAAACAUGUAAAGAAUCAAAGAACAUUUUGUGGGAAUUCAGUCAGUAAUUUAAAAGAAAGAGUCAAAAAAAUAAUUGGUUAUUGUUUGAAACUAUCAGAUACAUCAAGAGAUGAUAUAAUGAGCUGCUUAAUAUAUGAAUCGUACCCUUAUUUUAUUGGAGAUGAAAAGGACAGAUUUCGUGAUUGUUUCAAUACAUUUUCUAUGGUUGAAAAAAAAUUAUUAAAAUUUCCUACAUUUGAAACAAAACGAGUUUCAGUUAAUUUCAGUUCAAAAGAUAGCUUUGAAAUGUAA
Molecule: messenger RNA, 1650 nt
Organism: Macrosiphum euphorbiae (potato aphid)
Lineage: Eukaryota; Metazoa; Arthropoda; Insecta; Hemiptera; Aphididae
Source: the annotation of a GenBank genome assembly